AUGCUUUGCUGUUGCUGUGCUCGAGCGGGUCUUUCGCGCCGAGCCCAUUCGUCGAUCACCAACCGGGACAUUCAUCAGGCGAUGUCAAAGAUUACGAAUGUCCUUUGUGCCUUUGGGCUUAUCACGGCCCUUGGUCUUGGCUUCGUGGUGCCACGCCAUGCAGUGGGAAAGCCUUCCGCCUUGUCCCAUGCAACAGUGGACGCACGAGUACAGAGUGCAAACCUCACAAGAGGCUCCACUGCCAUGUACGGUGUUGCAGUUCUGGCUACUGCAGCAGCUGGACUCGUAGCCCGUGCCAAGCGAUCCAGAGUUGCUGCACGAUCACAGCCGUCGCAUGGCAGAAAGUUCGAAUACUCCAUGCAGAAGGAUUCAUAUGCCGAUUACGAGUUCAUCAACGAGGUCGGCUACUUGCCCGAUGGCACGCCGUUGAACAAGGCCGGCAAUGCCAUCAACCAUCCCGAGACCAUCGGACCGGAUCCACACACGCCGGGAUCGCCACUGCCUCGGGCCAUCUUCACCAACUCCGUUGGCUACCUCCCUGAUGGAACACCUCUCAAUGCAGCAGGCAACGCCGUGAACCAUCCUGAGACCAUGCAGCCGGAUACACACAUUCCCGGUUCGCCUUUGCCCCCGUCCUUCUACGCUGCCGACACGGGCUACCUGGUGGACGGCACGGACAUGUCCGUGGCCGGCAACCUCUCUGUUCAAGGCGGGGCACCUGCGGCUGCACCAGUUGCUGCGCCUGCACCUGGCGCAGCAGCUCCUGCCGCCAUGCCUGGCAUGUCGGUCUCAAUGCAAGAGGUGGAAAGUGCCCAGAAAGCCUGGGGAGAUGCUAUCAGAAACAUUUCAAGGACCUACUUGGACGGCGGGGAUUAUGUGGCGGUGGCCGCAAACGCAGCAGGAGAGCUUUACGGAUAUGGCCACGGAAAUGUGCUUUUCAAGCCGACGAAAGCUUCGGAUGUUCAAUUCCGGCCGGAGGCGGGCCAGGCCAUGUCCUACUUCGUAGGCGGCGACGCAGUGGAAGGUGGAAUUUCUGAAGACCACGGCUUUGCAAUCAACGGCGGCAAGGGUUGGUCUGAUGUCGUCUUCAACAACCACCAGAUCGACUUGAACGGUAAUGUUGCCAUUGCGAUGGGCAACUAUUGCUUCACUUCUGCAUCAGACGGCAGCAUCAGCAAGGUGGAAUACACUUUCGGUUACAAGAAAUGCCAGGAUGGCAAAGUUCGUAUUUGCCUUCACCACUCAUCGGUUCCAUACCAGGGAGCCGGCUUGUCAGUCACAAUGGAAGAGGUGAAGGCUGCCCAGAGAGCGUGGGCAGAUGCGAUCAAAAACAUUUCGAAAGCAUAUUUGGAUGGGGACGAUUAUGUGGCAGUGGCCACUCGUGCAGCCGGCGAACUGUAUGGUUAUGGCCACGGUAAUGUCCUCUUCAAGCCAACCAAGGCCAAGGACAUGCAGUUCCGCCCGGAAGCAAGCCAGGCGUUGUCCUACUUUGUGGGGGCUGACGCCGUGACGGGUGGCAUUUCCGAGGACCACGGCUUCGCAAUCAAUGGCGGCAAAGGUUGGUCAGAUGUGCUGUUUGACAACCACCAGAUCGACUUGAAUGGGAAUGUUGCCAUUGCCAUGGGCAACUACUUCUUUGCCUCUGCCGAGGAUGGAAGCAUCAGCAAGGUGGAAUAUACGUUCGGGUACAAGAAGUGCCAGGAUGGUCAGGUGCGCGUUUGUCUCCACCACUCGUCAUUGCCUUAUCAGGGUUCUCCAACACCCGAGGCUCUCAAACAAGCAAAUCUGCAUGGAUGA
Symbiodinium sp. CCMP2592 is the source of this 1797-nucleotide messenger RNA. The record is from the annotation of a GenBank genome assembly. Lineage: Eukaryota; Dinophyceae; Suessiales; Symbiodiniaceae.